This is a messenger RNA of Fundulus heteroclitus (mummichog), 1799 nucleotides long. Its product is annotated as histone acetyltransferase KAT6A-like. The transcript has 2 exons. Gene Ontology annotation, cellular component: nucleosome. Gene Ontology annotation, molecular function: DNA binding. NCBI's taxonomy places the organism in Eukaryota, Metazoa, Chordata, Actinopteri, Cyprinodontiformes, Fundulidae. The record is from RefSeq and is a predicted model, not a curated record. The coding region runs from base 1065 to 1784 and encodes 239 amino acids. Gene Ontology annotation, biological process: nucleosome assembly.
AGAGGGCGGCUGGCGGAGGGAGGGAAGGAAGUCGGCUAGGCGGAGAGCGCCGCGCGGGGACGGGGAGCGCGGCGGGCAGAGGCGGCUCGCCCCGUUCGGCUGCGUGCGGGGCAACUAGGCCGCGUAGCGUAAUGCUGCAGAGUCCGCCGCUCGGAUGCCUUCAGCGUUGCACUUGCCCGCUAGCAGAGAUGGCCGUCUGCAAGUUGCAUUGUGCCUCCUGCAUUAAGGCCGCAGUCUCACGCUAGUACCAGGACCUUCCGAGUGGGGAUUGCUCGUCUUAUGUGUGUUGCAGGAAACCGCGACCAACGAGGGAAUGUGUUUUCAUCAGCUGUUGAGGCACAGUGGGCAAGAAGGUGACCAGACGUGACCUCUCCCUGUGGUCGUAUGUCUCUUCCGCUCCACAGACGACAAUCACACAUCACUGAAAGACGAGGAUCGUGAGAAGAACAAGUGGAAACAAAGGGGGGGAAGACGUGGAUUUGGAGAUAUUUCCUUCACCCUCUACGUUGCAACACUAAUUUUAUUUUCUGGAGACCUCGGUCAUAUCUGUCAAUUCACCCUAAGAACUGUUGACGUCAUCGCUGGCAGAACACUGACUGCACAUGUUUGUGUGUUUUUAACACUUUGAAGGAAGAAGAAAACCUCCGUUUCUGUGAAAGACUCGCCUAGCUAUCCAUCGCUCAUCUACCCUUGGGCACUGUGGGAGUUUAACUCGUAAAAAGAGCUGUUGCUUCUUCCGCUUCCCCCUGCUUCCGGCCAGGAACGUCUACCUGGCUAGGAGUAGGCGGCGGGUGGACCAGAUUUUACCAGGUAGCUGGCUCGGGGAGAUUGUGCUAUGAUCAACUGCUCUUUUCCGUGUUGCUCAUACUCAGCUUCUGAGGGACUCUCUGUGCGGCCCCAAGACAAGGGAUAGUAAGCUGGUCGAGGAGGACGACGAGGAGGAGGCGGCGCUACGGCGCAGGCCAGGUGUUCACUUGGCGCACGGUUACCUUUUUUUUGUGUGUGUUCGUUUGUGGUGCCUGCAGUAAGGCCUGCGGGCCACUGCGUCUGCCCAGGCCGCAGCUAUGGUGAAGCUGGCAAACCCGGUUUACACCCAAUGGAUCCUAGAGGCCAUCAAGAAGGUCAAAAAGCAGAAGCAGCGGCCAUCAGAGGAGCGCAUUUGCAAUGCCGUCUCUAUGUCCCACGGUUUGGACCGCAAGACGGUUCUGGAGCAGUUGGAGCUCAGUGUCAAGGACGGCACCAUUCUCAAGGUCACCAACAAGGGACUUAACUCCUACAAAGACCCAGACAACCCUGGACGCUUGGCUCUGCCGAAGCCCAAAUGCAGCAGCGGCGGCGGGUGGAGGAGGGUCAGCUGCAUCGAUGGGCGGCAGCAGCAACAGCGCGGCGGUGCGACUCACUCGCAUUCUGGGAGGAAGCCCGGACUCGAUUGGAACAAGCUGAUCAAGCGGGCGCUGGAGGGCCUCCACGAGCCCGGCGGCUCCGGCUUAAAGAACAUCGAGCGCUUCCUCAAGUGCCAGGCGGACGUGGCGGCCUACCUGUCGAGCAGCGGCUCCGCCGGAGCCGGCCUCUUCCACCAGCAGCUGAGGGUCGCCCUGAAGAGAGCCGUGGCCCACGGCCGCGUGGUCAAGCAGGGCCAGAUGUUCCAGCUGGUCAGCCGCAGCGGCCCCCAGGACGACGGCACCGGCACGGUGUCCCUGGAGUCGCUGCCGCCGGUGCGCCUGCUGCCUCACGAGAAGGAUAAGGUAAAAAAAAAAUAUAUCACAGUACGCACGCACCGCUGAUAAACACUUGUUAAU